Molecule: messenger RNA, 978 nt
Organism: Manihot esculenta (cassava)
Lineage: Eukaryota; Viridiplantae; Streptophyta; Magnoliopsida; Malpighiales; Euphorbiaceae
Product: mitogen-activated protein kinase kinase 10
Exons: 1
Coding region: 1-978 (325 amino acids)
Biological process (GO): protein phosphorylation
Cellular component (GO): cytoplasm
Molecular function (GO): ATP binding; protein serine/threonine kinase activity
Source: RefSeq, a predicted model, not a curated record
AUGACAUUGGUGAGAAAGAGAAGGCUUCAACAAGCGCUAAAGCUAUGCCUACCCCCAUCAUUACCACCUUUGGACUUCCGGCAUGAGACCCAUCCACCCCCUUCGGCUUCCUUGUCUGCUAUCAGUCCAGAAUACCAUGGCAUCGAGGAUCUCUCUGACCUUGAAAAAUUGGCAGUUCUUGGCCGUGGAAAUGGGGGAACUGUCUAUAAAGUACGACACACACGUACCACCUCCAUUUUCGCUUUGAAAGUUCUUCGUUUCUAUCACAACACAACCAAUAUUCGUCAACACGCUGCACGGGAGGCAGAGAUCUUUAAACGCGUUGAUUCGCCUUACAUUGUUCGAUGCUAUGCGGUUUUUGAUAGUGAAGACGAUCUGUGCUUUGUAAUGGAGCACAUGGAAAGAGGAUCGCUGCAUGAUGUUUUAUUUGUAAAUAAAAUACUGCCAGAGGAUGUUAUUUCUGGUGUGGCCUUAUGUGUUUUGCAUGGAUUGAAGUAUCUGCAUAGAAUGCAGAUAGUGCAUGGGGAUAUAAAGCCUUCUAAUCUACUCAUUAAUAGUAAAGGGGAUGUGAAGAUUGCAGAUUUUGGAGUCAGUAGGGUUGUGGUGGGGAAACGUGAUGCUUAUGAAGCAUUCAUGGGCACAUGUGCAUAUAUGAGCCCUGAAAGGUUUGAUCCCGAGGGAUGGGAUGGAUAUAAUGCAGAUGGAUUUGCAGGAGAUGUUUGGUCGCUUGGGGUGGUUGUUUUGGAGUGCCUUGUAGGUCACUAUCCAUUGAUUGGUGUAGGAGAGAAACCGGAUUGGGCAACAUUGGUCUGUGCAAUAUGCUUUCAAGAGAGACUGGAAAUGCCGGAAAAUGCAUCGCCAGAUUUCCGGAGUUUUGUAAGUAAGUGUCUGGUGAAGGAUUGGAGCAAGAGAGGGACAGUUGAUGAGCUUAUUGAUCACCCUUUUGUGAAUAGGACUUAUCUUGGUUCUCAUCAAUGA